GUUGAGAUCGUAGGAGGGUCCACACUCAGGUCACGACGCUUCCAGCAUUUCACUAUACACUUUCCUUUCUGAAUAUGGUUCUCCACCACUGUCUGGGGUUGGUUCAGUGCGAGGAGCAUGCCGACAAAGCAGUGGCCUCCUCUUGUCAGUGGCCACCACACGCGGAGCCUCAAUGGCGUAAUGAAUGGAAGGCGAAAUUUCAGCGGCAAUGCACUGCAGGUCCUCUUUCUACUCGACGAGGAUGGGCGUGAGAAUUUCGCUUCUUCCUGUGCUUCGUCGUCCGGAAUUCUGUACCUAACGGAGCUGCGCCAGCUAUCCCAUGCGAUACAAUGACGGUCCCAGGCACAGGUGUUUACGUCGCCUGCUGCUGUCGGCAAUCGUCGGCCUAGCAGUCUGUCUCGACAGACCUUCGGGCGCGUCUCCCAGGUUACACAAGAGACGGAAACAGUUCCAAUGCCGAUGGCUUGUCGCAGGCGGCUGCGCACGUCCUUCACCGCCUCGCAAUGACCACCGAGGGAGGCGUGUGCCGGAUGGCGGAGGCGAAGUAUAUUGGUCGCCGUCAAGAAGCGGUCUGUCCGCAAGCCGAGAUCGCAGUACUUGUUGGGGAAGAUCAAGAAUCCACUAUUCUCGUGGCCGACGAGCGCUAUGUCAUCACGAAGGACAUACUCUCGUGUCCGAACGCUUACGAAGAUGCCAUGUUGUUGUUCAGUGCGUUUUUGAGGAGCCUCCUGUUGGACUUCGCUUCCAGGAAUGGGAGGUAGGCAGCGCUGACGCUGCGCAAACUGUCGCGCAAUGGCUGCAGCCUCAUAAGAGUAGAUGAGCAGCCAGACGCAGAAGCCGCCUCAGCCUUUAUCAUUGAGUAAAUUCCAAAUCGGAGGAAGAAAGAUUAGUGCAUCUCUGUUGGCGUUGGUAUGGGGACUAUUUGAGUGCCGGACGGAUGGGCCCACACCUUCAUAUCGAGGUGGAGAGGUGGCCGCGGCACUGCGUUCCUGAUGCAGUAGUAUUGACAGACUAACGCCUCAUUUGUACA
Molecule: messenger RNA, 1030 nt
Organism: Toxoplasma gondii ME49
Lineage: Eukaryota; Apicomplexa; Conoidasida; Eucoccidiorida; Sarcocystidae
Exons: 3
Coding region: 320-820 (166 amino acids)
Source: RefSeq, a predicted model, not a curated record